This is a messenger RNA of Cooperia oncophora, 615 nucleotides long. The record is from the annotation of a GenBank genome assembly. NCBI's taxonomy places the organism in Eukaryota, Metazoa, Nematoda, Chromadorea, Rhabditida, Trichostrongylidae.
AUGUGGCCUGCUGAAGAAGAGCCUCAUUGUCUAAUGGGCUAUAGUGAAGUGAAGAGAAGCUUGACUUCCCCUGUUGCUGUGGGUGCUGUUGCUGCUGCUGAGAUCAUAAGACUAAAAAGGAUUUUGAGAGAAUGGGACUGGGAUUUGGCAGUGGCGUUGAAGAAUUUCGAACUCGAAGGCGCACGAGAAGAAAUGGAGUCGAUGACGCCGUCCACGUCGCACGAGCACCUCAACUGGUGGCAUCAAUACGGUCAGAAGCUUUAUCCCCUGUCAACUACUGGUGAUGGUAAUUGCCUCCUGCAUGCGGCAUCAUUAGGUAUGUGGGGUUUGCAUGACCGUCAAUUGACGCUUCGUGAAGCCCUCUAUGAGAUGCUGAAACGCGGCUCAAGACGUAGUGCCCUAUGGCGUCGUUGGAAAUGGGCCGAACAUCAUGCAAAUCAGGCUAGCGGUCUUAGUUUGACCCUAUCAGACGAGGAAUGGAUGCAAGAAUGGAAUGGUAUAGUGGCGUUAGCGUCUCCGGUGUUACGAAACGCGAAAGGUGAAGAAUUGUCACCGGUAUCGUUUGGUGGGAUUUACUUACCGCUGGAAUGUCCUUCGGAUCAGUGUCAUAGGUAA